GUCAGCAGUGUGACUAUUAAUAAUGUGGUGACAUUUAAUCUUGUACUUCCGCCGGACUCCCUACAUUUAUGGUAGAUUGACGGCAGUUUGAUUUAUCAAUGGCGUGUCCUGUGAAUCACUCAGUGGAGUUGAACGCAGCCCUCCUCCCUCUAGACUGGCUUCUGGGUACCUGGGAGUCAGAUGAACCUGGGGAGGGCUGUUUUCCUACCAUAAAACCUUUCCGCUACACAGAGACGCUGAACUUCAGCCACGUGGGACAACCCGUCAUCAACUUUAUGUUCAAUGCCUUCCACGCAGAGACCAAGAAGCCUCUGCACAGGGAGUGCGGCUUCAUUCGAAUGCAGCCGGGAACCAACAGAGUGGCGUUCAUCAUCGCACAAAACUCAGGUCUGGUGGAGAUUGAAGAGGGAGAGCUGACAGCGCAGCAGUUGAACCUGCAGAGCCAGUCUCUGGCCAGAACCUCUUUCGCCAGAGAGCCGCAUGUCCAGCAGAUUUCGAGAGUGUUUCAGCUGCGGCCAGAUGGGAGGCUGGAGCAGACAGUUUCCAUGGCAACAGACAACCAGACUCUGAUGCAGCACUUGCACAUCACCUACCGUCGGUCAUCUUGACCCAACAUUCUGGCAGGCUUCUUCUUGUGCACAGAAAUACCUCGGUCAGGAAAGAUAACUGAAAAGGCUUGAUAAAUAAUCCCAGCUGAGUCAGAUAAUAUAAAUAUAAUAUACAGCUAUCCAAAGGAGCCAUCGUGCCAUAUCAGCAAACCAGUUUAAUUUAAAAUAAUUGCAGGUAAAUCUAAUCAUACACUACAUAAAGUAACACCAGGCCGUUGUUUAGAGCAGUGGGACUGUGUACCAAAAGUUAAUGUUACAGUCAUAUUAAAAAGAUUAAAUGGGUUCUGUGGAGUUUUCAUGUAAACAAACAAAAGUUAUGCUUACAUUCAGUGUUCACUCACCAAAACACAUUGUGCUUAUCCGCGAGGAUAGUGCAUUUCCAUCCAACAGAACAUUUGCAGUGUUUUUAAUCCUGCAUUGUUUAUAUCAAAAUCUCCACAGGGAUCCUUUAAUAUAAAAUUCAUAUUGCAUUUUCAGGUUUUAUACUUGAUGGCCUUGCUUGAAUAUGGGUGCUUGCAUCAUCUUAAUAUUGUGUCCAGAUAAUUAGUCUUGUAGCUGUAAAGCUCAUAAUGCACUGACAAAUUAAAGUUUGUGGACACUGUCCUCUUAACUUUAACCUAAAAAUUGCACUAUUAUAAGGUUGAAAGCUAAAGUAGCUGCUGAUCUUCUGGAGUCAUUGCACUGUGUUCUGAGUGUUUUUGAGUGUAAAAUUCAGAGUCACAGAGAUUUGUUCUGAUACUGUUACUGUGAUAGUUUUCUUGAGGAUGUCCAGGUUUGGUCUGUGUCUUUCAGUUGACUAGUACAUGGGCCUACAUUAAAAGAAAUUAAAGUUAUUUCACCUA
Molecule: messenger RNA, 1450 nt
Organism: Larimichthys crocea (large yellow croaker)
Lineage: Eukaryota; Metazoa; Chordata; Actinopteri; Sciaenidae
Gene: thap4
Product: THAP domain containing 4
Exons: 5
Coding region: 99-608 (169 amino acids)
Source: RefSeq, a predicted model, not a curated record